ACAACUACACAUGUGUCCUGCUGUGUGUGUUUUGUUGAAAGAAAGAGAAAAAGCAGCAGAGUCAGAGAGGAGGGCACGCAGACAUUUGGGAAGGGGAGAGAGAGGAGAGAGAUUCGGCCGACCUGUCGGGGUCUCUCAUGUCACAUUUCUGCCCAGAGGAGCCGACCUAUGUCUCUCUCUAAAAAGGAAACUAAAACGGAAUAAUGAAAAACUGCACUCUGGAACACAGUCGGAGCAGUGUACCUUCUCCUCCUGCUGCUUCUGCAUUAAAGAAAGAAGAACUGAGGGCAUGAAAGGAGAAUGAGUGACAUUUUUAAUUUGUAUCUACAUAAGAAAGGGAAGAGGAGAUGGAGUCUUGUGGGUCUGUCUGACAACUGUGGGAGGGCAGAGGAGAUUUAUACAUAUAAUUGUGCUGUUAGUCUUCUUUUGGUACUCUUUCAGGGAAAAGCUAAGAGGUAAUAGGAGAGGAGCAAAAAGGGGAGGAGAGAGUCAAGCGCAGAGUAGAGGAGUACCAAGAGGAGGAGAAAAGAGAAGACCAGAGUAAAGAGAGGAGAGCAGAUGGGAUCUUCACAUUAUUAGCAUGAAAACAGCUCAGGCAUGUUGAUAAUGACAGAGAAAAAUGUGAGAGAAGUAUAGAUUGAUGGGGGGUCUACAGAUUUAAAAAUUAUUGCAAAGCAGCGGUCAUUGGGAGACAUGAGGAGCGGAACCGACUUCAGCAAGAAAAAUAUCAACUCACUGUGAAAUCAUGAGCGCUCCAACAACAGGAAGCCCAAACAUGGAGGUGAAGGUGGUGUCCCAGGAGAUGGCAUUGCUUAGCAACAUAUUAGCUGCUUACACCUUCAUUGCAGAGCAGCCUGAGAGAACAGCGUUGGUGUUUCUUGGCGGCGUGUGUGUUGGCCUUCUUGUCACAUUGUGUGCCAUCGUCUUCCAGAUACACUGUCGAGCAGACUGCCACUAUGGCAAUACUAACAAUCUACCCCAUCGCCCAAGGAACAGACUUCAACACCGUCGCCAUCAUAGCUGUCCCCAUCAUCAGCCCGCAGACAGUAACCCAGACAAUACUGCAGUCGUCCCCUCUGGAGAGACUGGGCCCACUGGGGACAGCGAGUCUGAGGACUGGGAUGACACAACUGAUCUAUCAGCACAGAGACGAAGGCGCUUCGAGAGAUCCCUGCUGCACGCCACCAUGUUCACAUCAGCCGAGGAGCUGGACCGGGCCCAAAGGCUAGAGGAGCGGGAAAGGAUACUCCGGGAGAUCUGGAUGAACGGACAGCCUGACAUCAGUACAGUCACUCAAAGCCUCAACAGAUAUUACUGAGACGACAAUAAAUAGAGAGAUGUGCAGACUGAGAUACAGACUGG
Molecule: messenger RNA, 1362 nt
Organism: Archocentrus centrarchus (flier cichlid)
Lineage: Eukaryota; Metazoa; Chordata; Actinopteri; Cichliformes; Cichlidae
Gene: eva1ab
Product: eva-1 homolog A, regulator of programmed cell death b
Exons: 5
Coding region: 746-1318 (190 amino acids)
Source: RefSeq, a predicted model, not a curated record